Eupeodes corollae is the source of this 711-nucleotide messenger RNA. RefSeq names its product adenylate kinase isoenzyme 6 homolog (gene Ak6). The transcript is spliced from 3 exons. Gene Ontology annotation, molecular function: ATP hydrolysis activity; ATP binding; AMP kinase activity. Lineage: Eukaryota; Metazoa; Arthropoda; Insecta; Diptera; Syrphidae. Gene Ontology annotation, cellular component: cytoplasm; nucleus. The record is from RefSeq and is a predicted model, not a curated record. The coding region runs from base 163 to 690 and encodes 175 amino acids.
UGAUACGUACGAAGGCCUUCUUUUCUUAAUUUAUUGUCUGUGUCUGAAUUUCUGGUGACCUCGAGGAAGCAUCUAAACCACACUUCACCAUCACCAUAGACUUUUUAUAUUACUCUACUCUUGUUUGUAAACUUCUAGUAGUUGUUUACAGAUAAAUUAACAAUGUCCGAUGAAAAAUCUGAAACAAAACCGAAUAUUUUAAUAACAGGAACACCAGGUGUUGGCAAAUCACACUUAUGUGCCAAAAUAUCAGAAAAAUUAAACUUCAAAUGGUGGGAUUGUUCCAAAAUAGCAAAAGAAAAGAACUUUGUUGAAGAGCAUGACGAUGAAUAUGACUGUCCUAUAUUAGAUGAAGAUAAGCUUCUCGACUAUCUAGAACCAAAAAUGGAACAAGGCGGAAACAUUGUCGAGUAUCAUGGUUGUGAAUUCUUUCCUGAGCGUUGGUUUCAGGCAGUAUUUGUAGUAACUUGCAAUAAUACUACCCUAUUUGACCGUCUUAAAGAUCGAGGUUAUAACGAAAAGAAACUGAAGUCAAAUCUUGAAUGCGAAAUCUUUAAACUAAUUGAGGAAGAAGCGAAGGCUUCCUAUUCGGAGGAUAUUGUUUUUGAGUUGAAAGGUGAUACAGCGCAGGAUGCAGAAAAUAGUAUUAAGACUAUAAGAAACUGGUAUUCGGCCUGGAAAAGAAAGUAAUAAACAUUUGGUUGUGUUUUA